AGAAGGAGAAGAAGAUGAUGAUGAAUUAAACGUCGUGUGGGUGCGUGUGUUUGUUUGUUUGUUGCACUCAUUCAGCUCUCAUUUCUUCUCUUCUCAUCUUCUGCGUCGUGCAACUGUAACAAACUCAUUCUUCUUCUUCUUCUUCUUCUCCUCUCUUCACAAAUUCUCCAUUUCCUUCGAAAUUUGAAUUCGAAUACUCCAGUGAUGAGCGACUCUUCUCAAUUCCAAUCACAACACGAUAAUUCUCCAACUGGAGCUCCGGUGAGUAACCCUAACCCUAGGAUUUCUCUAAAUCAAACCUCCGAAGACUUUAGGGUUAGGGUUUCCGACGACGAUACAUCCACCGUCGAUACAGAGAAAUUUUCCGGUUCCGAUAGAAAAUCUCUGCUAAUGGAAUUCGAUGAAUACGUAGCUUCAGAGAGAAACACCGAACCAGAAACCGAAACGGAUCUAGGUUAUGGUUUUGAAGUUGGCGAUUUAGUUUGGGGAAAAGUUAAAUCUCAUCCAUGGUGGCCGGGGCAUAUAUACAAUCAAGCAUUUGCAUCACCUUCUGUUCGUCGCGCGAGAAGAGAAGGUCAUGUAUUGGUUGCUUUCUUCGGUGAUAGUAGUUACGGAUGGUUUGAACCGGAUGAGCUGAUUCCUUUCGAAGCGAAUUUCGCGGAGAAAUCUCAGCAGACGUAUUCCAGAACAUUUGUGAAAGCGGUGGAAGAAGCUGUUGAUGAGGCUAGUAGAAGGAGAGGUCUUGGAUUGGCUUGUAAGUGUAGGAACCCUAAUAAUUUCCGUGCGACGAAGGUUCAAGGUUAUUAUUCUGUUGAUGUGAAUGAUUAUGAGCCUGAUGGGUUUUAUUCUGAGAAUCAGAUUAAGAAGGCUAGAGAUAGUUUUAAUCCAAUUGAAACUCUUGAUUUUGUUAGAGAUUUGGCUUUUGCUCCUCUUGAUGGGGAGCAUGGAAGUAUUGAUUUUGUUCAGAAUAAGGCUACGGUUUAUGCUUAUCGGAAAGCGGUGUUUGAGCAAUAUGAUGAGACUUAUGCUCAGGCUUUUGGAGUGCAGCGGUCGCGCCCUUCUCGGCCUCAGAAUGUGCCCCUCAAUCAGCCUGCAAGACAGCCUCCUAAAGCUCCUUUGAGUGGUCCAUUGGUUAUAGCAGAAACUCUGGGUGGUGGGAAAAGCGCUACCAAAUCUGUUAAAUUUAAGGAGAAUUCAAAAAAGGAUAGGUACCUUUUUAAACGGAGAGAUGAUCCAAGUGACUCUUCCCAAUUAACAUACAAGGAGGAGAUACCUGAUGCAGCUGAGCGUUAUUUAUUUCAGAAUAGGGCUCCACCUGUGCCUGUGAUGCCUCGGAGUUUAGAAAAUCAUGCUGACUCGGGUUUUGUUAGUCAUGAUGGUGCAACUUCAACUUUAGAUGCCAAAGAAGCUUCAAUUGGUCUGGCUCAAGCAGCAAGCAGCGGUCCUACACCCGAAGCCACCAACUUAGAUGCAAAACCUCAUCUUGAAAAGGGGAAGAUUGCCUACUCUGAAGAAACGACCCAUAGCUUUGAACAGGAUAAUAUUUCAAGUAGAUCUGAUUUGUCUGGGGAGUUACCAUUACAAAGCACUGUUGAUGAGACAUCUCAAUCAUCCCAUCUGGAGAGUAAAAGUAAUGAGAAUGUUAAACAUGACAGGACUGCAAAACAGUUGGACCCAUGCGAAGAUAUUAAGCAAUCAGAGCAAGAACUUCUGACCGUUGCUGAUGGAGGAAAAGAUACACAUCAAGUUAAGGGCGAAAUUAGUUUACCAGUUGAAGCAAAGCAUCACAAAAUUAGUGUAGAGAAGAAGAUAAAAGGUCACAAGCGACCUGCAGCUGACUUGGACUCUUCUGUUAUUGAGGAGAGAAAGAAAAAAAAGAAAAAAAAUCUAAACUUACAGCGGACGUCGGACCAACCGGAGAAGCAUUCUGCUCCUGGAAAAUCUGCACACUUGUCAGGAAAUUUACCAGCAAAACCUGUCUUAACCAGUUUGCCUCCUAGAGAAGGUAUUCCAUCAGAACAAAUGCAGGUAGAUUUUGAUGCCCAUAAUUUGCUGCCCAUGGAUACCUUAGGUGAUGUUAAUUUAGAAGUGCCACAACUUUUGGGUGAUUUGCAAGCUCUUGCUUUGAAUCCUUUCCAUGGCAUUGAAAGAAAGAUCCCUGUAGGUGUUCGCCAAUUCUUCUUGCGGUUUAGAUCUCUUGUUUACCAAAAAAGCUUAGCAUCAUCUCCACCAACAGAGAAUGAAGCUCCAGAAGUUCGUGUUACCAAAUCUACUGCUGAUGUUAAGAUAUCUGACAAUCCUAAUGAUCAUGUCAGAGCUUCCCCGCUUGUGAAACCUGCAAAACAUGUUCGUCCAAAUGAUCCUGCAAAAGCUGGGCGGAAAAGGGGGCCUUCUGAUCGCCAAGAAGAAAUUGCAGCGAAGAGGUUGAAGAAAAUCAAAGAUAUAAAGGCACUAGCUGCUGAUAAGACAGCUGCCAAUCAGAAAACUUCUGAAGCUCGGCGAGAAGAUAAGGCAGCUUCCAGUCAGAAAACUUUCGAAGCUCGGCGAGAAGAUAAGGCAGCCUCCAGUCAGAAAACUUCUGAAUCUCGGCGAGAAGAUGGUAAAGAACCUGUGUCCCAAGUUCCAUCCAAGUUUGUGAAAGCAGACUCGGCCAGAAAAAUGGACCGUCCAUCUAAGACAGUCCAGCCGACCACACUGGUGAUCAAGUUUCCUCCCCAAACAUCACUUCCAUCUGUGGCAGAACUGAAGGCCAGGUUUGCUCGCUUUGGACCAAUGGAUCAAUCGGGUUUCCGCAUAUUUUGGAAGUCAUCAACUUGUCGUGUUGUUUUCUUGUACAAGAGUGAUGCACAAGCUGCAUAUAAAUUUUCUGUAGGAAACCCAUCCUUAUUUGGUAGCACAGGUGUGACUUGCUUACUUCGGGAAAUUGGGGAUUCUGCAUCUGAAGCUACAAAGGUUAGGGGUGAUGAUGGGAUCAAUGAAACACCUCGGGUCAAGGAUCCUGCAGUAGCUCAGAAACAGACAUCAGUUUCAUCCCAGAAACCUCUUCUUCCACAGCCAACGAUCCAGCUCAAGUCCAUCUUGAAGAAAUCUACUGGUGAUGAGUCAGGUCAGGGUACCGGUAAUGGAAGUAGUAGUAAAGGAAACUCACGUGUAAAAUUCAUGUUAGUUGGGGAAGAAAGUAAUAGGGGGGAGCCAUUAAUGGUGGGUAAUAAAAACAACAAUGCUAAUUUGUCCGAUGCCGGUGCACCUUCUGUUGCAAUGGAUUUUAUUAGUAAGAACAUUCAAAAGGUCACAACUACUACUUCACAACCACCUUUGUUGCCCACUCCUCCUCAGUUUUUAAAAACCCCACAACAUAAUUUGCGUAAUUCUGAAUUGGCAACGACAUCCAGAAACAAUCCCAAUUUUAAUAGCACAACAACUGCGUCAUCAGCCACUGUAACUUCAGUUGAUAUAUCACAUCAAAUGAUAACCCUUUUAACGAGGUGCAGUGAUGUUGUGACUGACCUGACGGGUUUAUUAGGCUAUGUGCCAUACCAUCCACUUUGACAAAUGUGCUCAAAACUCGUUACAUGAUAAAUCCUAUCCCACAUACAAGAAUUUGCCAGUUGGAUGUUUUGGAUUACUUGCUACGGAAAUGCAAUUUUGAAGAGGGCACGUCUAAUAUUUGAGGCCUAGAACAAUAAAAUAGUGGUUUUAAGUUGAAGUUUUUUGGGUUUCCGAGAUGUAAAUGCACUCUCAUAUUGUCGACAGUGGCAUAUACUAUUGUAAGCUAGCUAGCUACCUUUCCUUUUUCGUUGUUCUUAUUUACUGAAAGCACUUUGUUUGGGAUGGGAGUACUCCUAUGGUUCUACCAACACCAACGAGACAUCGUUGCACAAAUAUAGUUAUGUACUUGCCUUGUCUAAGUGUGUCAAUGACAUUGCUUCUAGGUGUUGACAAUGUUAGUGAGAUUGAAAAUUUAAUACUUU
Molecule: messenger RNA, 3971 nt
Organism: Medicago truncatula (barrel medic)
Lineage: Eukaryota; Viridiplantae; Streptophyta; Magnoliopsida; Fabales; Fabaceae
Exons: 2
Coding region: 205-3549 (1114 amino acids)
Source: RefSeq, a predicted model, not a curated record